Messenger RNA from Fusarium verticillioides 7600, 3270 nucleotides. RefSeq lists its product as hypothetical. The coding region runs from base 1 to 3270 and encodes 1089 amino acids. The record is from RefSeq and is a predicted model, not a curated record. Gene Ontology annotation, biological process: nucleoside metabolic process. Gene Ontology annotation, molecular function: catalytic activity. The transcript has a single exon. NCBI's taxonomy places the organism in Eukaryota, Fungi, Ascomycota, Sordariomycetes, Hypocreales, Nectriaceae.
AUGAACUGUCUUCGCCCGCCGGUCAUGGAUAAGUCAAACUCGAACAAUUGCUAUAUCGCAAUCGUGGCACCAUCGCCAGAGGACUACGAGACGGCCAGAGCCUUAUUGGGCGAACCAGAGCCAGAAUAUCAUUUGGAAAACUCGGGUGCUGCAUGCUCACUUGGAAAGGUUGGCCCUCAUGAUGUAGUCCUGGUCGGAAAAGCCAAGGACAUGACCAAUGUCUCUGUCUUUGUCAAAAACACUGUCGACGAUUUACUUGAAGCUUUCCCUUCCAUUCGAGCUGGCUUUCUGAUUGGAGUCGAUGCUACAGCACCCGAAGGGAGCCUUGCCAAACCAGGCGAUAUCGUCGUGGCGUUUCCACAAGGUUGUCAACCUGGACAAGUUCAGUUCGACGUGAGUGAGACAAUUGCUUCGAAUCGCAUCUCAACGACUUUUGAAAUGAGCCACCCGUCCUCAUAUAUCAAAUCUGUCAUCAACACCAUCCAAUCUCCGGAGGGUCGCCAGAGCUGGGACCAAUAUCUGCAACAUCAAUCAUCCCGAGCAGAGCUUGCCUGCGCCAAUGAUCAGCAGCCGGCGGAAAGAAAUACCGAUAAAGCCAACAAAAUUUUGAAGGGCAAAGUAGCAUCAUCUACUCAUCUCCUAUCUGAUCGUGAUUUGACCAACAGAGUCGGAUGCGAUAGUAAGAUCAUAUGUUUCGAACGGGCCGGUGCCAGUAUCAAGUCAAGAUUUCCAAUAUUGACUGUCUGCGGUAUACUUAGCUCUACAGAUCCCUAUGCUCUAAAGCUGAAUGACUCUGCGCUACGUCAAAUCAAAAUGGCCACAGUCAAUUAUGCUAUGUUUGUCCCUAAUCAGAUCAAUACCACCCAACUGGAACACGAGCAUGCCUUUAUAGAUCGAUUUCAAUACGAAGCAUUUGAUUUGGAGACUGCUGGAUUUCGAUUGGUACUCCUUGAAAAGGGCGUUCAAUCUCAAUUGCGAUGCCAACUUUGGCAAGCGUAUCUAGACGAUAUCAUCCCUUAUGAAUCACUGUCUUAUACCUGGGGAAGUCAGAGUACUCUUCAUGAGAUCAUAGUAGACAAAAAGAUUUUGUCAAUCACUGAAAGCUUGCACGAAGCUCUCUGGCACUUGAGGAAACCUGACGAGGACCGGAUGCUCUGGGUAGAUGCUCUCUGCAUCGACCAGACAAAUAUCAAGGAGCGCGGUCAUCAAGUCGACCAUAUGAGAGAGAUUUAUGGAAAAGCUGACAAAGUGGUCGCCUGGCUUGGCUAUCUGAGUGGCAAUGCCACAAAGCUGAAAUCUGCUGUCACCAUCCUCGAAGCGAAACUUGCGGAAAUGCCAGGCAUUCCUCGAAAAUGGCCACGCGAAGAUCCCCGAUGGAGGUCCCUGUGGGAACAAGUUGAAGCGAGCCUCGUACCAUCUUGCCGCAAAGAGUUGGUGGAUGGUCUCCAAAGCUUCAUGGGGAAAUCCUGGUUUUCAAGAGUCUGGAUCCUGCAGGAAGUGGCAAAUGCGAAAAGAGCCGUCGUGUCAUGUAACCUGGGCGAAAUUCCGAGCUGGAUUUUCGCCUUGCUUCCAAGGGUUAUGGAUGUCAAGGUCAGUCAACAGUGUCAAGCUGUUCUGGAUAUCAUGCCCCAUCCAGUGACAACCCCGACUUCACGGGAUCAAAAUCGAAACCUUUGCGGCUUGCUGUACAAAUUCAGAGGAUGUCAGGCCACAGACCCAAGAGACAGAGUUUAUGCAUUACUUGGAAUGGCGGUCGACAUGCAAGAAAGUGGAAUCCGAUCUGAUUACGCAAAGGACGAGCAAAUGUUGAUGCAGGAAUUGUAUGCUUACAUUUUUGGCAAGAAGUGGCCGGCUGUUAAAACCCCAGCAUCCAGUAUCCAAGAAUUUCAACAAAAACUCCCAUAUGUUUCCAGGGACCAACUCCGGAAGAAGCUUAAAGGCACGCGAAGAACAGAUCUGCUAGAACAGUGUCUACUCCGACAGGGCUUGGUAGCCAACAUCGGUCAAGAACAUCUCUUCAAUGUCAUGCGACAUGGAACUUAUUUCACAAAUCUAGUUCUAGACAAGAGUGAAACUCCAUUCCGGGUCUCUUCAGAUGUAGGGUUGCAGUGCCUCCAGAGAUUCCCUGAUGUAUUUGAGAUCCUGCUACAGAGGUCUGACUUUGUGAUUCGCCAAAUGCCGGAUUUGGUCGCUCGAGCUAUGGACUACCGGCCACAAAUCCUGGAACGACUCAUUAGAUCUUCUUCUAAACCAGAAAAGUUGAGGGUUAAAGCUAUUUUACGUGCGAUUCAAAGAGGAUUGCCGACUUGCCGAGCAUUUUUCGACAAUUGCGAAUCUCCUGUCAAAAUAUCACAAGAGAUGGUGAAGAAGGCAAUGUUUUGUCUUCGAGAUGUCCUGCAAUUUAUUCUGAAGGAAGCUCAACAUCCAAUCGAUAUAUUUGAAAAUCUCUCCCUAGAAGCAACUGCCAAAGGGUGCCACAUCCUCGAUGAAUGCGGAAAUCCAGUAAUGAUAACAAAGCAACUCAUUAGUGAUGGCAUUGUGGCUGGGUCAGAUCUUCUUCAGUUAUAUUUAGUCGCUAUGGAAACCCCGGUCGAGCUGGACGAAGAUCUUUUUAUCAAAGCAAUUGACCACGGCUUGGACACACUUGAGUGCAUACUCAGAAGCUGUACAAAGCCUUUCAAUAUAACGAAAAGAGUAUACGUACAGGCUGUUAAAGCAGGGAUCGAAACACUGUCAUGUCUCUUCCCAGGGUCGCCAUUUGAGUUUGAGAUCACAGAAGCUCGUGUAAUCUCCGCCAUUGAAAUCCUGAAUGGAAAUGUAGAGAGCUCACUCAUCCGGACGUCGCUUGUCGAGAGUUUACUCAACCAACGGGGGUCAUUCGUCGGGAAAAUGGACGUCAGCGGGUUAGCCAGGCGCCGAAUCAAAGAGCAAAGGAAGCGUCAUGAGUUUGUUGCAAAGACCAUUCUUCAGCAAUGGAAGGAAAAGCUACAAGUCACAGACAAAAUAAGACUCAUCGCCGAGACUGGUAAGGCCCGUCACAUGAUAAAGAAACAAAAAGCAGAGAAGGACGUUCCAGAAGUUAUGGCGAUAAAAGCAAUCGAAGAUGGCCCUGAAGCUUUUGCUGCGCUGUUCAACAAACGAGGUAUGAAUUUCAGAGUCACUAAGCGAAUUCGUGAGGCAGCUAGCGGGCAUAUGUAUGCUUUUGAAACACUGAGAGCAAAACGCCAAAGUGAAGUAUUCCCGGACUCUAAUCUCAAGUUUGUAUGGUAG